Pseudophryne corroboree (corroboree frog) is the source of this 3879-nucleotide messenger RNA. It is a transcript of the gene VGF, whose product is annotated as VGF nerve growth factor inducible. Gene Ontology annotation, molecular function: neuropeptide hormone activity. The record is from RefSeq and is a predicted model, not a curated record. Lineage: Eukaryota; Metazoa; Chordata; Amphibia; Anura; Myobatrachidae. Bases 112 to 2178 code for a protein of 688 amino acids. The transcript is spliced from 2 exons.
GUCCCUGGUGCUGAAACUGCUCUGAGGAGACGGAGCGCAGGCUGGAGAGACAGACUCACUGCACAGAGAGACAGAGAGGGAGAGAGCACUCUGAGACUGCUGAGAACAAAAAUGUUCCCCGCUCCCCCCUUCCUUCUCAUCUUGACCCUCACCCUAGUGCACUCCCCAUUUUUCCAUGCUAUUCCUGUGAGCGAGGAACAGAGGCACCAGGCUAUCCAUCGAACAACACACAACGAUCCUGUAAACUCCCCCCAAGCAGAGGGACAUCAAGAAGCUCCACCACUUUCCCGAAGCCAGCAUGGUAAGAGUGAUGUCAUCCAAGAAAGAGCAACCCCCGAGGUUCAGUCUCCAUCCAGCUCUGAUGAUGAGGAUGAGCUCUUUAAAGACAUUAGCCCCAAAGCUCUAGCCGCUGUGCUCCUACAGGCACUGAACACACAGGAAGGAGAGACCUCUCCCUCCACUCUAGCACAAACAACGUCCCCUGAAGGUCAGGAACCAAUUAAAGAGCAGGCGGACAAUAAAGAUGAUGAUGGACUGAUAGAAAGAGUGAGAAGCAGAACACAAAGCUCUGACAAAGAGGAAGAGUUGAGAGAGGACAAGAAGGAUGGUGAGGAAGGAGACAUGGACAGUGUGAAAUCACUGCUGCAGGAACUGGAGGAAUUUGAACCUCCUCCUAAAAGAGAGAAGGAUGCCCCUCAAGACAGCAGCCCAGAAAGUGACGAUCUGCAAGAGCUAAGAGAACUCCUUGGUUUUGGGGAACAAACAGAAGAAGAGAAGAGAAGCCGACUUAAUCCUGUACCACCUACACCCCGAAGGUGGGAGGAAGAGGCAGAGGAAGAUGAAGAGGGGGAGAAACUUGCCAAUGUAGCUCAAGAUCUUCUUCUUCAGUACUUAUUGGGUGGAGGGGAAAAUGAAGAGGAAAAGGAAGAGGAUGAGGAAGAUAAUGAGAAUGGGCAGGAGUACACAGGAGAUGAAUUUGCAGUUGGUCAACGCCCACUUUUUGAGGAUGAAGAAGAGGGAAACAUCCAGGAUAAGAGAUCAGCGGAUGAUGAUAUAGAUGAAGUAGAUCCACAGACUAUUGAUAAGUUGAUUGAGCUAUCUAGCCGCUUACAUCUCCCUGCUGAUGAUGUUGUAGAUAUAAUUAAUGAUGUGGAAAAGAGGAAGAGGAGAAGGAUGAAGAAGAAGAAGGCAAGAGAUGAUCUUAUAGGAAGAAAAGAAAGAACCAGGACCCCCCCUCAAUCAUGGUUAGAUUAUCCUAAAUCUGCCUACUAUCCCAGAAGGAGACUUGAGCAACAGCCUACCUGGAAUAAUGUACCAGAGUCAAGAUGGAAAAAAGUGUUAUCACCCUCCUGGAAUAAAAACAAAAUAUCAGGGACCACCUGGAAUAAAGUGUCAGAGCCCAACUGGAACAAAGUGUCAGGGUCCAACUGGAACAAAGUGUCAGGCUCCAACUGGGAUAAGGCAUCAGAACCAAGCUGGCAAAAAGCAUCAAAAGCAAGCUGGAAUAAAGUGUCACAACCAAGCUGGAAUAAAGUGUCACAACCAAGCUGGAAUGACGUGUCAGAACCAAGCUGGAAUGAAGUUUCAAAACCAAGCUGGAAUAAAGUGUCACAGUCAAGCUGGAAUAAAGUGUCAGAACCAAGCUGGAAUAAAGUGUCAGACCCAAGCUGGAAUAAAGCGUCACAGUCAAACUGGAAUAAAGCGUCACAGUCCAGCUGGGAUAAAGCGUCACAACCAAGCUGGAUGAAAGUGUCACAACCAAGCUGGAAUAAAGUGUCAGAACCAAACUGGAAUAAAGUGUCAGAACAAAGAUGGGAUAAGAUGUCAGAACCAAGCUGGGAUAAGAAGUCAGAUCAAACAUGGAGUAAGCUUCCUGAACCAAGCUGGAAUGACCUACCAGAUACGACCUGGAAUAAGGUCCAAGAACCCAGCUGGAAUAAAGCGUCGCGCUCAAACUGGAAUAAAGUUCUGGAGCCUCUCCCACGCAGAUAUCGUGCACGUCCAGCUCCUUUCACCAACUAUAUCAGGCCUAGAGCUUUCCAGAGCCCUCCCCGAUAUUACUAUAAGCCUCCUGUCCCACAAAUUGACGAUUACUACGAUGAAGACCAGAAUAAGCAGGAGGAGAUGGAGAACUAUAUUGAAAGGCUCCUGCUGACCCAUCCUGAGGUCUUCCAGUGAUACAAUCCCAGUCUUAACCCCAUUCAAAAACAAUUUAACAACUUGACCCAGUAAGAGAAUCCAGUCCAGUUCCAUAUAACAUAAUUCAACAGAGAAACUUAAUGGACAAACACCUCAUUUGCCUCAACUGAUCCCAACUCAGUUGAAUCCCAUUCUAUCCAUCUAAAGUGAAUUGUACACAAAAUGAGUAUUUAAGCAUAUAGCAAGCUCUACAUUUGAGUGCCUACUAGUGUCAGUGUAAUAACUGAAUUCACAGUAUCAUCUUUACGGUCCAAUAUUACCUUAGUGUACUACGUUGCUUGAAGAUGACCCUACAAUCUAGUUUUAUUGUACAAUGCUCAGAACAUUAGUAUACAAAGCAGUGAUUCUAUUAGAGAUAGUCCUGAAAACUGGAGAUAUUGAAGUGUUCAACUAAACUUUAGGAUUUGGACUAAAGAUGUACAAUACUUUGGAUAAUUUCAGCACACCAACCCCUUAUCAAACCUGGGAUUUCCCUAGCCUGAAUAACACAUAUUUGGGGCACCGUACUCCAUAAUCUGCAAAAAUGAAUAAUUGCACUAAAUACUGUAGGUUACAUUUUCUUGGUGUUCAGUGAAAUAUCCAAGAUUUUUAAAUACUGUAAAUUUAACCGUUAAGAUGGUUUACAGGAGCAACAGGUGAGAAGUGGUCAACGUUUGUCACCUAGAAACAGCAGAGGCAGCCAUUUUGUAAAGUAAACAAAUGGGCUGGGAUGAAAUUAAGUCCCAAUUCGGAGGCCUUGCAGGAUGCCAGCUGAUCUCGGACAUUUUUGUUUUUAAAAGGGCAGUCAUUUACACCACUAAACCAUGCCUUGUAAAGACUGUCCCUUUAAAAAAAAGGACCAAGUUCGUCCGGCAUCCCUCAAGCCUGCCAGACUUGGACUUCAUUACAUCCCAGCCAUGGUCUUAUAAUUCAGAAGGAUCUAGCAGGGGUGCUGAAAGUGGCAAAAAGCACUGUGUCCUCGGCAUACCUCGGAUGGGAUGGGCCUGCUGUAGUAAUGUUGCUAAGCCCAGAACUUGGUGUAGACAAGACGCCUCAUCAAUGAAAUAAACAGAUAUGGCCCAAAGUUCUGAAAGUGCCACAUGGCUACACCACGUUUGCUACAGGUCUUGACCUUUCCAAUGGUGGUCCUGGGCACUAAUGACAUCACUGGGGCAAUAGGCACAUCGUAAAGCAUGCCUGAAUAAUGUCACCAGUUCCUAUUCAGUAGUUUGCUACAGGUUUGCUGAAUAUUGGUUCUGUCCACAAAAUGGCUGCCUCCAGUGUUGCUAGGCGACAACCAUUGUACCUAAAAAAAAAACUUAGUUUUUAAGCUUAGGGUAAAAUAUACAUUAUACUAUGGAAAUUGUGAGGUAAUGUACCUCUAUCAGUUGUGAGCACAAUAUUUGUAGUCCUAUUUCCCCAUACCACAGAGAAAAAAAAGAACAAAAAACAAUAUAACAAUAUAUUUGGGCUAAAAUGGCCCUGGGGUUCCUGCCUGAGUUCACCCUCUUCUUCUGGACUAACUAGUUGCAUGUCCCCCACCCCGUCCACCCCUCUCCAUCCAGUGUCUUGGCUGCUGUAGCCUGUUCUGUGAUGCUGUUGGUGUUUCCUUGCUAAUAAACGAGCUUUCCCUCUGCUCCUGUUUGUACAUAUCAUAUGAAUACUUUUGCUAAGGAAAUAAAGCUGACUAUUUUAUUAUGA